Molecule: messenger RNA, 4107 nt
Organism: Colletotrichum tamarilloi
Lineage: Eukaryota; Fungi; Ascomycota; Sordariomycetes; Glomerellales; Glomerellaceae
Product: phospholipid-translocating P-type ATPase
Exons: 3
Coding region: 1-4107 (1368 amino acids)
Biological process (GO): post-Golgi vesicle-mediated transport; endocytic recycling; phospholipid translocation
Cellular component (GO): plasma membrane
Molecular function (GO): ATP binding; ATPase-coupled intramembrane lipid carrier activity; magnesium ion binding
Source: RefSeq, a predicted model, not a curated record
AUGACUGGACGACCUACGGGUGGUCCUCCAGGAGGACCCUCGAAUAACGACCUACUACUAGACUUGGACAGCGAGCAACCGACCUACAAUGCCGGACAGCGAUCGAAUAUGAACGACGACGACCUUUUACGCUCCUACAACCACGAUCAAGACCAGGCCCAGGGCCGACCCUCCGUUUCGUACGAUGACUUUGUAGGCGGCGGCGGUGGAGGAGGGGGAGGGAAUCACACACAGCAACCCUCAGCAUUGAGACCGUUACCUGGAGGCCCUCAAUCGCCUGGUGUCUCUGGCGGCGCAUCUUCCGGCCCAUACAUGCAGAGACACUACAGUCAAACAUCAGAACUAAACAAUUACCAGCGAUACGCCGACGACUUUGACGACUACUCGGCCGAAGGCGAAUCGUACUACCAACAAGGCGGCGCCGCGACGAGUACGAACAAUGUUGGUGACCCCUCCGCGAGGUCCAAUGCUCGGAACCGUAACAGCGUCCUGAGUUUGGGUGGAGGCUUCUUUGGCCGCAUGAAAAAUAAGCUUGGGAUGGGCCAAGGUUACUCGGAGAUGGACUUGCCCUUGACGGAGGCUGGCGGCAACGGACGGACAGACUCUGGCAUCGAUGCGCAAGCCAAGGGGGGCAAGAAGUUCGACAUGGGUAACUUCAAGUUUGGAUUCGGAGGAAAGAAGCCGGACCCUUCGACACUGGGUCCCAGAUUGAUCCAUCUCAACAACCCGCCCGCAAACGCAGCGAACAAGUACGUCGACAACCACAUCUCGACGGCCAAGUACAAUGUCGCAACCUUCCUCCCGAAAUUCCUCUUCGAACAGUUUUCAAAGUUUGCCAACAUCUUCUUCUUGUUCACGGCUGCGCUGCAGCAAAUCCCCAACCUCUCGCCUACUAACAGAUACACUACCAUCAUUCCGCUCUUCAUCGUCAUGAUGGUGUCGGCAGGCAAGGAACUGGUGGAGGACUACCGAAGAAAACAAGCCGAUCACCAGUUGAACACGUCCAAGGCCCGCAUCCUGCGCGGAACCGCCUUCCAGGAGUCCAAGUGGAUCAAUGUUGCGGUCGGAGACAUUAUCCGCGUCGAAUCUGAAGAGCCCUUCCCUGCCGAUCUGGUCCUCCUUGCAAGUUCCGAGCCCGAGGGACUUUGCUACAUCGAAACAGCCAACCUCGACGGAGAAACAAACUUGAAGAUCAAGCAGGCGUUACCUGAGACGUGUACGAUGGUCAGCUCCAGCGAUCUGAGCCGACUCGGAGGAAGAAUCAAGUCCGAACAGCCCAACAGCAGUCUGUACACAUAUGAGGCCACCCUGACAAUGCAGGCUGGUGGUGGUGAAAAAGAGCUGCCCCUCAACCCCGAGCAGCUUCUGCUUCGAGGUGCCACUCUUCGUAAUACGCCCUGGAUUCAUGGUGUGGUUGUCUUCACCGGGCACGAGACAAAGCUCAUGCGUAACGCCACUGCUGCACCCAUCAAACGCACAAAGGUCGAGAAGAAGCUGAACAUUCUUGUUCUCGUGCUGGUCGGUAUCCUCCUUGUGCUUAGCGUCAUUUGCACAGUAGGCGAUCUUGUUCAGCGCAAGGUUGAGGGCCAAGCUCUCCAGUACCUGAUGCUUGACUCUACCGGAUCAGCAAACGACAUCAUCAAGACCUUCUUCAAGGACAUGGUCACAUACUGGGUUUUGUUCUCCUCCCUUGUGCCCAUCUCCCUGUUCGUCACGCUGGAAAUGGUCAAGUACUGGCACGGAAUCCUCAUCAACGAUGAUCUCGACAUCUACUAUGACAGAACGGACACGCCGGCAAACUGCAGAACAUCGAGUUUGGUCGAAGAACUGGGCAUGGUUGAAUAUGUCUUCUCCGACAAGACGGGCACCUUGACUUGCAAUAUGAUGGAAUUCAAACAGGCUUCGAUUGGCGGUAUUCAAUAUGCCGAAGAUGUUCCCGAGGACCUCAGGGCGACAAUUCAGGAUGGUGUUGAGGUCGGAAUCCACGAUUAUAAGAGAUUGGCGGAGAACCUCAAGAGCCACGAAACGGCUCCCGUGAUUGAUCAUUUUCUGGCGUUGCUGGCUACUUGUCACACAGUCAUUCCCGAGAGGAGCGAGGAAAAGGGCGGCAAAAUCAAGUAUCAAGCCGCCUCACCCGAUGAGGGUGCGCUCGUCGAGGGCGCGGCUGAGCUCGGCUACGUCUUCACCGAUCGCAAGCCGAGGUCUGUCUUCAUCGAAGCUGGAGGACGUGAGCUCGAGUAUGAGCUAUUGGCCGUUUGCGAGUUCAACUCUACCCGAAAGCGCAUGUCGACUAUUUAUCGAUGCCCCGACGGAAAGGUCCGCGUAUACUGCAAAGGUGCCGAUACUGUCAUUCUCGAGCGCCUGAACGAUCAGAACCCCCACGUCGAAGCCACCCUGCGUCACCUGGAAGAGUACGCUUCUGAAGGUCUCCGAACGCUUUGCCUUGCCAUGCGUGAAGUUCCCGAGCAGGAGUUCCAGGAAUGGUUCCAGGUCUUUGAAAAGGCCGGCAUGACCGUUGGCGGCAACCGUGCCGACGAGCUGGACAAGGCAGCAGAACUCAUUGAGCACGACUUUUACCUCCUUGGAGCGACUGCUAUUGAAGAUCGCCUUCAGGAUGGUGUUCCCGAGACCAUUCAUACACUUCAGCAGGCCGGCAUCAAAGUGUGGGUUCUGACAGGCGAUCGUCAGGAGACUGCUAUCAACAUUGGAAUGAGCUGCAAGCUGCUUAGCGAGGAUAUGAUGCUCUUGAUUGUGAACGAGGAAAGCGCCGAAGCAACUCGCGACAAUAUACAAAAGAAGCUCGAAGCUAUUCGCACUCAAGGAGAUGGGACGAUUGAAACGGAAACUCUCGCACUCGUCAUCGAUGGCAAGUCUUUGACUUACGCCUUGGAGAAGGACCUCGAGAAGCAAUUCCUUGACCUCGCCAUCAUGUGCAAGGCCGUCAUUUGCUGCCGUGUCUCUCCCCUCCAAAAGGCUCUUGUCGUCAAGUUGGUCAAGAAGUAUCAAAAGGAGGCCAUCUCGCUGGCCAUUGGUGACGGUGCCAACGAUGUGUCCAUGAUUCAAGCUGCCCAUAUCGGUGUGGGCAUUAGCGGUAUGGAAGGUCUACAGGCCGCCCGAAGCGCCGACGUAUCCAUCGGCCAGUUCCGGUAUCUCAGAAAGCUACUACUCGUUCACGGCGCUUGGAGCUACCAGCGUGUUGCCAAGACCAUUCUGUUCUCUUUCUACAAGAACAUCACCUUGUACAUGACGCAGUUUUGGUACACUUUCCAAAAUGUCUUCUCUGGAGCCGUCAUUUACGAGUCUUGGACGCUUUCGUUCUACAACGUCUUUUACACCGUCCUCCCUCCUCUCGCUCUGGGUAUCCUUGACCAAUUCAUUUCCGCCAGACUCCUCGACCGCUACCCGCAAUUGUACAACAUGGGUCAGCAAAAUCAGUUUUUCAAGAUCAAGGUCUUUGCCGAGUGGGUUGCCAACGCUGUGUAUCACUCCAUCAUCCUCUACGUCUUUGGCCAACUCAUCUGGUAUGGUGAACUCAUCCAAGGCGAUGGACAAAUAGCCGGUCACUGGGUCUGGGGCACGGCCAUGUACGCUGCGGUCCUGCUCACCGUUCUCGGCAAGGCGGCUCUGAUCACGAACAACUGGACCAAGUACCACGUCAUGGCCAUUCCUGGCAGUAUGCUCUUCUGGUGGGGCUUCAUCGCUCUGUACGGCACCGUCGCCCCCAUGAUCCCCUUCUCCGCCGAGUAUCACGGUGUCAUUCCCAAGCUGUACAGCAGCCCCGUCUUCUGGUUGCAGACUUUUGCGCUCGCGAUUAUGUGUCUUAUGCGCGAUUUUGCCUGGAAGUUUGCCAAGCGCAUGUACAUGCCGCAGACAUACCAUCACAUUCAGGAGAUUCAGAAGUACAACAUCCAAGAUUACAGACCAAGAAUGGAGCAAUUCCAAAAGGCAAUUCGCAAGGUGCGACAAGUGCAGCGCAUGCGUAAGCAGCGCGGUUACGCAUUCUCCCAAGCAGAUGAGAGUCAAUCGAGAGUGCUUCAGGCAUACGACACGACGCAGCACCGUGGACGGCACGGUGAGAUGGCCAGUUCGAGACCCCAAGGCAGGUAG